This is a messenger RNA of Lactuca sativa (garden lettuce), 5870 nucleotides long. RefSeq lists its product as uncharacterized. NCBI's taxonomy places the organism in Eukaryota, Viridiplantae, Streptophyta, Magnoliopsida, Asterales, Asteraceae. The record is from RefSeq and is a predicted model, not a curated record.
AAACCUAAGAAACUGAAAAUAAUUAGAUAGCUUCUUGAAAUUUUCCGAUAUUCAUUGGCCGGGACGACAAUGAUUUACGACGUCAACUCGCCGCUGUUCCGAUCCUUUCCGAGCCAGAAGGGAGGUUCGUCCGAUAAAAGAAGCGUAUGGAUGAAGUCCUUGACCUGGCUCUAGCCAUCGAAAUGGUGGAAAGGGCAUCUAGGGUCGGGGGUAGAAGCCGGAGCCAACGGACAACAAUUGAUGAUUCUUAUCCAUGAUUGUUAAAUCUUUUACUCAUCUGUUCUGGAAUCGAUCUUUGUGAGUAAUAGCAUUAUUGACAUCAAUUUUGAUUUUAUCAAUUCAUUCUUUGUUUAAAAAAGUCUAUUUACUCAUUCUCGUUUCAACAUCAAUUUAGUUUCUUGUUUAUGUCAUUCAAUGAAAUUAAUGAUGAUAUGAAGAUUCGAUGUUUUAAAGUUUUGAAAAUACAAAUAAUUGUGGUAAUGAACUUGACUGAUGAGCUGUUUGAUCUUAAGAUCGAUUUGAAGAAGUGGGAUUUGGUGUUUAUGAUGUGCUGGGUUCCGAAUGGUUAAUUUAACUCACAGGUUGUGUCAUACGAGCGAAUGAAAUUGUGACAGGAACUCAAUGGAAUGAAAUCGUGUUUGUAAGGGUGUUCUUGUGAGUCAAACUAAAAAGGUCAAAAUUAGAAUUAUUGAUCUGUGAACGGUGUAAUCGGAUUUGAAGUACAAAUAUCAGAAGCGCAACUUUCAUCUGCCAUCGGAAAUUGACUUGAUGUUCUUAUGGGUUAAUGGGAAAGUCAAAAUUAUGUUAGCUGCGAACGUUUGGCUCGGAUAUGGCGUUGUGUUUGAUCGAUUUGGACGAAUGGGUUCGUUGUUGGAUACUUGACUUAUCUCAGAUUCUGAAUUGGGGGUCGACGGAUGCAGCUUGCUAAGGUGUGCCAAGGAGUGCGAGUAUGUCUCCAGCGGUGGCAGUGGUCGUUGUUUCUUGGAGUUGACUUUCGGAAUUGAGAUGGAAUGAUAACGGGGGUUGGGGGUUGGGGGAGAGUAAGACGAAGAAGAAGCAAUGAGAAAGAAAGAAAGAAAGAAAUGAUGAAUGCUAUUUUGAGGGGAAGUGAUGAUAAUGGCGAUGGAUUCCACAUGGUUGUUCUCCCUCAAUUUCGUGCUCUCAUGUUCGUAUACAUUAGGUGACAUCUGAUCUGGCAAAUGGGUUGGCUUUUUUUUAAUGAUGUGUACAAGAUAACUGGCUGAUUGUGAAAGGGGUGACCGGGUGACCCCUUCACUUUCUAGAAAAUGACCUUAAAAGCCGGUAAAAAGAGAAUUCAUGUCUUUAUAAAGCCAAAAAAUAACAAUAGGGACCUUUUAAACAAAAAUAUGAAAGUUCGUGGGACUACAGUGACAUUUUCCCUUUUCUUUAUUAUUAGAAGAAUCAUAUGUAUAUUAAGACAAACAAAGUGUAAUAAAUAUAAAAUAUAUCUUUUACAUAACUUAACAAAAUAUGAAAUAAUAUUUACCUUUGUUGAGAUUGUUGAUGGUAUCAAAUCAAUACAUGGUCUCCAUAAAGCUUGGUCCGACAACUCUCAUUAAUACUGAGAGAUUUUAGAUAAACAUUCAUAUUCAUCUUCGACUAUAUAAUGCUCUUCAUCAUUUGUUAGAAGCACCGUGUUGUUCUUAAUCGUGAGCGCAAUCUUAUAUCCAUUAUCAAUAUGUUUUUUGUCACUGCAGGAUUUAGUUACAAUAAAUCAAAUGAAAUGAAGUUCAAAACAAAAAAAUAUUAUAAAAAAGGUCAAAGCUAUUGUUCAAUUGCAUCCAAAUUCAUUCCUAUAAUGUUCACUGUUGUAAAUGUCUCAACAAAAUAAAUUGUUAUCUGCAUGGGUCUCACAAAUUAUAUUGUUGUUCAGUAACCACUUGCAUCAUAUAAAACCAUUGCUCAAACCGGAAGACAAAUGUAAGAAUGUAAAAUGAUUAAAAUGACUUUUGCUCAUACCUGACUUAUAAACUUUACUCGUCCAUAAUGGUUAGAUGUAACCUAUUUUACUAAACGGUUAUAUACUGUAAUUUUUAAAAUAAUCAUAUAGUAAAAAAUAAACACAAUGAACCCUACAUGACUCUCUCUAAUGUUCCAUCUCAUAUCUACCUAUUUAUUUAUUUUUUCCGUCGGGGUUAUUUCCAUGUUAAAUAUACCCCGAUGCAAAUUUCAAAGUUGGAGAGAGAUGGCUUGCAAAGACAUCUUUAAGAGUCCAUUUUAAUGAGUCAUAUAGGAGUAUUAUCAAAGCUACAUCAAUACUACAUUGUUUAAUGUUAUGAACAUUUUAUUGGUUACGAAAGUAAAUUAUCGAAGCUGCAUAGAUUUACCUCUUCGAUAGUUAAUUGAUUAGUUGACAGUAAGUUAGUUUGGUACAUGUUAGCAUUAGUCAAUAUGUUAGCUUGUUUUCUUCUUUGUAUAUAAUUAAGCUUUGUAUUUAGUCGUCAAUUAAUAAGAAAAUCAUAUUCAUUACUGUUGUUACAUCUUUAAUCAUCUUUUCUUUUCAUGGAAUAAAAAGUAAAGAACUUCAACAUAUAACAAAAUUGUUGUUCAUACAAUGUAAAUUGUUUGUCACAAAAAUAAGAUGUUGCAAAAUUUUAAAGAAUAUUAGAAGAUGAAAACUAUUGUAAUUUACAUGGACAUGUGUAUAAAAUAUAUAGUAAUAGAAGGUUUUUCUAUUAAAACAGUGUAAUUUUUUUUAAUUUUUCUAAUUUUUAUUUAUUUAUUUAUUUAUUUUUUGCAAAUUGAGACCAUUGCAAAAAACAGGGAUUAUAAUUCUUUGAUUGACAAAUAAUAAUUUUUUUUGACAAUUACUUUAAUUUUGUUUACAUGUGGUAUUUCAAUGUAAUACCCGUUCGUUGAGCGUGUUAACUUAACGGAUAAAUGAAUUACCAUUCAUUGUUUAUAUUAUGCAAUUGCAUACGCAACUGAUAAUACAUUACAUGUUUACAACUUCUUUUAAUAUUAACUUUUACAAUUUUGGUUAUCCCUUAUUAAAUAUAUUUUUUAUGAAAUCAUUUUACAAAAUUUUUAAAUUUUUUUAUGACUUUUUUUUUUUUUUUUUUUUUAAAAGUUAGCUUGUUUAAUUGGAUAGCUCCUUUAAUAUUAUUUCUUACAACGUUGUUUCUAGGAAGCAAAGCAAACGAUAAUUAAGGUUGUUUGCUAAUCUUUUCUUGCGUACCAAUUGUAGCAAUUUUUUUCAUAAAUUAAAACUAUAUACAUAAUAACUUAAACGGUAAACAAAUCAUGGCGAUUAGAAAUGUUCUUUUCUUCCAUCUAAAUUAAACAGAAAUUACAAUAGAGAAAAAUGUCAAAAAUAAUAGAUUAAUUAAAAAACUUAUUAAAAUUUUUGAUACCCUUUGCCUCCAUUGUGGUGAUUAUGAAACAUUGACAUAGAAGAUUUGCAUAGUAAUAUUUGUUGUGAUAUAUCGAAGCCUUAGGUAGGUGUUUUAGUAGCGAAUGUUGUUUCAAUAUCGAAGGUCUUCAUGACUUAGGUAGUGUAUGUAUUUUAUCAAACACAUUUAUGGAUUCGUUAUUAAUAUCAAAGUCCUGAUAUACUUUUUGUAUCCGUUGAGUAGACUAAUGUAGGUACCUAAGUCAUUUGUAACUUUUGCAACUUGUGCAUUAUACUUCAUUUCUCUCAAAUGUACUUAUACUCUCUCCGGAUGAAUAUGAGCUGAAACCAGAUUUUAUUUAUUUUUCUGUGUACAUUUGAACUCUGAUUUCAUUUUACGAUUGAUUAAACAUCUUUUCAAUUGGUAUCAGAGCAAGAAUAGACAUAUCGAUAUAAGAAUCUUUUUCGCUAUUUCAUUUUAUUGAAUCAUUUGUUCUGAUUCAAUCUUUAUGCAAGUGAAAACGUAAUUCUUUGAUAAAUCACUAUGAUUUAAUGAUUCUGCGAUCGUUAAUCAAUUGUUUGUAUAUGAUUUCUUUCCCUUCAAGUUUAUCCUCUUUCCAACUCGAUUUAAUGGCAAAUUUGAAUGUUAACACCAUGAUGAACUAUGCUAAUCUGCUUGGAUCUUCCACAAAUAUCCUGAUGUUGCUUCCUGAAUAUUACGAUUAGUGGGCAAAACAUCUGGAAGAGCUAUGCUAAUCUACUUGGAUCUUCCACAAAAUCCUGAUGUUGCUUCCUGAGUAUUACAAUCAGUGGGCAAAUUAUCUCAAUGGAAUUGAUGAGGAUUUGUGGAGAUCGAUUAAAACGGUACUUAUCGUGUUGACCGUCUUCAAGAAGUUUGGUACGACAGGUGAAGCAGAGUAUAUGAUUGCUCAAGGCAACAAGAAAAAAGGUAAUGACAAAUGAUGCAUUCGUGAGUUACAAGGAGCUUUACCAUUGGUCGUGUAUAACUACAUCUGUGGCUGCAAGACUACACAACAGAUCUGGAACACACUCAAGGAAAACUACCAAAGAAAUGAGUAAACUAAGAAAAUUUAGGUGAUUCAAUGCUUAUCGGAGUUAGCUGACUUCAAAGAAAAGGAAAAUGAAUCUAUCAAAGCAUAUUACGAUCGAUUCAAUGAGCUAAUUUACAAAUGAACCAGAUGUAAUGUUGUUCGUACCACUCUCGAGUUCAACAUAACUUUCAUUCUUGGGCUGAAAAAGGAAUGGAAGAAUAUUUAUUUGAUGAUCAAGACCCAAGAGAACUUCGAAACUCAUUCACUGUCGAAUCUCUACAACAUCCUUAAAGCUCAUGAGUCAGAGGCGAAAGAGAUUGCACAAGAAAAUAGCAAAUUGAGCUUUGGAGUUCCUUUGGCACUAGUCUCGAAAACCACUGGGAAGGAAGUGUGUUCUGAUGGUGAAGCAGAUGAGACUGAAGAAAGUCAUUUGAUGAAUUAUGAUGACGAAGUUGUGGACUGUUAUUCAAAUAAUAUGGUCAGGAAAUUUUAUAAGAAGCGAAUUGGUGGAAACUUCAAUAACAGAUCAGUUAAGAAGUCUUUAUCGAAUUUUGGUGUUGCUCAAAAGAGUGUCAAAACGGCUGAAGAGAAGAAAGAAGAAAAGAAGAUUAAGAAAAGGCUAAAACAAGAUUCUGGUUACAAUUGUAAUUAUUGUAAUAGACAUAAUCAUCUUACAAGGGAUUGCAUGUUGAAGAAGCAAGAGGAGAAGAAUGAGAAAGUGAAAGAAGAAGCUUACUAUGCAAUGAAAAUUGAAGAGCUUCAAGAAAAGUCAAAGAAUCUCUCUAUGGUGGCUAAGAAUUCAACUGUGGAAGAUGGCAUAUACCAGAUUUGGUCUUAUGGUUCUGAUGAUGAGGAGAUGCAUCAUCCGACGCAUGAAGUUAUGUAUGCAAAGCACUAUGGAGAUCAUUCUGAGGAGAAGAGCAUGUUCUAAGAGUUUAAGGAGAAGAGUGAAGAUGAGAGUGAAUAGGAAGAAUAGUUAAUUGAAGGAAGAUGUUUUGUGUCAACCACUUCAAAGUCACCCAUGAAUGAGAAGGUACAUGAUUUUAUUAUCUCUCUUAAUGUUCCUUUAAAUUCCUAUAAUACUAUUUUAUCUGAUUUUGAUGAAACAUGUUCUUACUUGAAUGAUAUGCUAAGUUCUAUGAGUAGUGAUUUGGAGAAUAAAGCUUUGUUUUAUGAAUCCAGGAAUAAUUUGGAGGAGAAAAAAACUAGGAUUGAGAGCCUAGAUUUGAAAAUUACUAAUAUCAUGAUUGAUAGAAAUUCCCUUAGAAUGGAUAAUAGUUUAUUGGUUAUACAACGGAACAUAUAUUGUAACACAUCUAAACGUUUGUAUGGGAAACUUACUAAUCUUUAUCAUUGAUCAUAUAUUUUUUAGGAACAACACCAUAAACUACUUCCUUUCAUUAAUUAUGAAUGCGAGUUAGUUGAUGAGAUUACAUAUGAUUGUGAGAGUAAGGCUGCUAAGUAUG